Molecule: messenger RNA, 495 nt
Organism: Aspergillus luchuensis
Lineage: Eukaryota; Fungi; Ascomycota; Eurotiomycetes; Eurotiales; Aspergillaceae
Exons: 1
Coding region: 1-495 (164 amino acids)
Source: RefSeq, a predicted model, not a curated record
AUGGUUGGUGGGACUACUUGGCCAGUGUUGGGGAUCCAGCCCCUGAACCACCUCGAGCAUGCCACGCAAAUCAUAGCCGAGGCCACAGCACUGCUGGAGCUUGACAACACCAAACGCGCCAAAUUACCAGCCCAGUCCCUGGAAGCCUUUCUGAAUAGCGUGAUCACACUAGCUAAGAAAACCCGAGAGCAACCUUCGGCACAGGAGAUCUUGGGGAAACUAAACAGCUUGCAGCCGAUCGCAGAGGACAUCAACCUCAUUAAAAUUGCUGUCAACAAUGUACUCGCGUCGCCCGCUCCCAUGCCACCCAAUGCAGCCACCCGAAUCGCUUCCUGGGCGGAUGUAGUCCGCUCGGGCACGCCCUCGUACCUGUCCACGCCGAAUAGCAGAGCCUCCACAACCGCAAGCGCCAAUGAUAGGGAAACCGUAGUGAAACUCGAUGCAAAUUCCGCGGCCGUUCUCCGCAAGAUUUCGCCGGAGGACCUCCGCAAAUGA